Messenger RNA from Diabrotica balteata, 856 nucleotides. Lineage: Eukaryota; Metazoa; Arthropoda; Insecta; Coleoptera; Chrysomelidae. The record is from the annotation of a GenBank genome assembly.
UGAAUUUGACGUUAAAAUUCCUAUUUAAAAAACACAUUUUUAGAUAAAUUUAAAGUAUAUAAACUAGUUUUCGUUCCAAUUUUAUCAAGUUAACAAAAUGAAUACACAACUAAUUUUAUUGGCAGCUCUUCUAGCAGUUACUCUGGCAUACAGCCCAGAGAUCAAGAAGAUCGUAGGAGGUAAAAGCGGUUAUGGUACUACAACCCGUUACUGGGAUUGUUGCAAACCAUCAUGUGCCUGGAAAGAAAAUAUCAAAACACCAGACAUGAAGCCAAUUGCUACUUGCGCUAAAGAUGGUGUAACCGUUGUCAAUGCAUCUGUUCAGUCAGGAUGUAUCGGUGGAACGUCUUAUAUGUGCAAUAAUCAACAACCCUUCGUUGUAAAUGAAACUCUUGGAUAUGGUUUUGCGGCAGUUUCUUUCUCCGGUGGCGUUGAUAACAACUUGUGUUGCUCUUGUUAUUUGCUCACCUUCCAAGAUCAAAUACCCAACAAAAAGCUGAUUUUGCAGUUUACAAACACUGGUGGAGACCUUGGUUCAAACCAAUUUGACAUUGCCCUUCCUGGAGGUGGCGUUGGAGCAUUCAAUCAAGGAUGUCACGACCAAUGGAAUGCUCCAUGGACUGGCUGGGGGCAGCAAUAUGGAGGAAUUUCAUCAAGAGAAGAAUGUCUUUCGCUCCUUCCUAAAGAAUUGCAAUCUGGAUGUCUCUUCCGAUUUGACUUUAUGCAAAAUGCUAACAAUCCUCAAAUGUAUUUCGAACAAGUUGAAUGUCCUGCCGAACUCGUCAAAAUUAGUGGAUGCACUCUUCCUCUUUAAAUACUUAUUUUUUAAUUUUUUAUAAUAAAUAUCUUAAACCUC